UACAGGAUUGGUCAGCUAUAUAUGAUCAGCAAGCACAGCCAUGAGCAGAGUGACCGCGGCGAGGGGGUGGAGGUGGUCCAGAAUGAACCGUUUGAGGACCCCGCCCACGGUCAGGGCCAGUUCACAGAGAAACGUGUCUACCUCAACAGUAAAUUGCCCAGCUGGGCUCGAGCGGUGGUGCCCAACAUCUUCUACGUAACAGAGAAGGCCUGGAACUACUACCCCUAUACCAUCACAGAGUACACCUGUUCUUUCUUGCCCAAGUUCUCCAUUCACAUAGAGACAAAAUACGAGGACAACAAAGGCAGCAAUGACAACAUCUUCUCAGACAGUGAAAAUAAAGACCAGGAAAGGGAGGUGUGUUUUGUCGAUAUCGCCUACGACGAGAUCCCUGAGAGAUACUUUAAAGAGUCUGAGGACCUGCGGUACUUCAAGUCAGAGAAGACGUCGCGAGGCAUGCUGCAGGAGGGCUGGAGGGACACCCAGGAGCCCAUCAUGUGCUCCUACAAGCUGGUCACCGUCAAGUUUGAGGUGUGGGGCCUGCAGACUCGCGUGGAGCAGUUUGUACACAAGGUGGUGCGUGACGUGCUGCUCCUGGGCCACAGGCAGGCUUUUGCCUGGGUGGAUGAGUGGAUCGACAUGACGAUGGAUGAGGUGAGAGAGUAUGAGCGCACCAUCCAGGAAGCCACCAACGAGAAGAUCGGGAUUUUCCCCCCGUCGAUCUCCAUCAGCGAGAUGCCCCUGUCCUCCUGCACCCUCUCCGGCCCCGCCAGCGCCCCCACCACCCCCAUCUGCACUGACGCGCCCGAGUUCCUCUCCGUCCCCAAGGACCGAGCCCGCAAGAAGUCCGCCCCUGAGACACUCACCCUGCCCGACGCCGCUACCCAGAACCAGAGUGGAGUCCCCCAGGGCUCUAUGCUGGUGCCGCUUCCAAAUCAAAAUCACUCCCCCUGGCCCUCCUCCGACUCUGACCAGGCUGAGUUAGGGGGGAAAUAGGAGGGACAGGGGAUGUUCUUUUCCCCCAUAUGCCCUGCCACCUCACUGUCUUAGUAGCCGAGCAAGACUAGCCUCUACGCCCCAGUGCCCAGUCCUCCAGGCCCAACUAACCACAUCCCAGAGUUCAGUGCUUCUUACACAUAUCUCCAGAGGUCAAAGGUCUAACCACCAGUUUCCAAUCUCCUACAUCCUCAACAGAAGUCGGUUUUGUCAGCCUUCAAUGGAUGGCUUCCUCUUCCUGAGAUCUAGCCAAUCAGCUGUCUGAUCUACUGUAACAACCACCCAUGUUGUCCAUCAAGAGAACAUAUCCACUACGGGUUUUGUGUCCUGUCCUCAAUUAGCGAUCCCUGUGUUCGUCUUACAAUACGUUAUUGACAAAAUGCCAGAUGGAUUCUCUUUUUUUAUAUCAGGUCAGCUGAUGAUCCUUAUGUAAUGUAAAUGUAGUUGCCAUAACAACAUGAAAUUAGAGAGACAAUGAAAUUAAUAUUGUUUUGUUCACUUGAGUGAAUGAACAUCUUUCCAUAGAAUUCUCAGCCUACAAAUAGAUCAUGAUAUAACUUUGACCUUGAAAUAAAUAAACGUUGAAAUUUACUAAAUGGAAGUAGAGGUACUGUAGUAUAGUUAGUGUUAAUAGCUACAUUGACUCACUAAAAAGACACCACCUUUCACCUGGACGGAGGACAGACCAUUCAAAACUGACCCCAGAUCUGUGUGUGUUCACGUCUCUCCACUCCGCACUCCAAUUGAAACAGAUGCAAGAUCAGUACAAUCACAGAAAGAGAUCCCUUCUCAGGUCUCCAGAGCUCUGCCUCAGCCCUCUUUAGGAAGGGCAGGGAACGUAACCUUUCUCUCCCUGCUUUAAAACACAAUUUUUAUACCUGCACAGAUAUAUCUAUAUACUGUAUCUAUACUCACCUGUCUACUUAACUAACCUUUGGGACGUUUACACAACAUUAGAUGAGCCAUGAUAAAAUACAUGUUUGGCAUCAAGUUUGACAUUGGAGAGUGAUGCAGCGAGUUUAAUCAAAUUGGUAUAGCAACAGAACAGAUAUGACUAGGAAAAAUGCAGUUUGGGGGAUAUGCUGUAAAUGUAAGUGAACAUUGAGCACAGUGGAGUUGAUAUGGCCUUACUGGAUGUGCUUGGUUAUCUUUGCAUUGUGCGCAUUGUGUUUUUAGGAUAAUGUUGCUUUCCAAUGUUGGUACUGAACCAGUUUUGGUGGGCUCAGAAAGUUAUUUUGAAGCAACAACGUUAGCGGCGGCCAUCUUGUUUUUCCUGCACUAGCCUCACCACAGUGUGUCAUCAGAUACUUUGGGGGGAAAGAAAAAUGGAGGAGAAGGUUUCUCUUUGUGUAAUGGCCUUGCUAUGAUGCUACUAUUUUAUUCAAUCACAUAGAUGCGAAAAAGGGUCUCAUAUGCCGCAUGAAAUGUUCACAAACAUGUAUACAUAUGUAAAGUAUAUGUGUAUAUAAAUGGCAGUAUAUAUUGUUGAUGCGAAAUUGUGGAGAAAGCGAAUGUGACGUUGUCCUAGGCUCUGUAGUGUAACCAUUGUAUAGUAAAGCAGAGUUUUACAAGAGACUGAAACUGAGCAUGUUCUGAGAAUACAACUCUCUACUCAGUGCCUCUGCAUGCAAAAGUCUAAAUUGUCUCGUCUGUAUACAAAUCCAAAACAUUUCAAUUAAGAAAAAAAUGGUAAUGUUAAAGGGCAAUUCCACCACUUUUCAACCUAAUUUUCAUUAUCUCCAGCACAAUACCAGUGUCUACAUAAAAUGGCGUAUAUCUACAUUUUGUAGAAAAAAAUAUGAAGUUACAAAGUUCAUCAUCAACCUUUUAAAAACGGUGAUUUUCAAACACUCUGAGAUUCGUGGUGACGUGGAGCAAUAAAAUACCCCUCUGGCUAGAAACUCGUUGCAGGUUUUGAAAAUCACAGUUUUUCUUACUUUUAAUCCUACCCUGAGAUGUCACAGAGAAGCAUUUUUUUGGAACCUUUCUUCUUAUCUUUGUAACACAGAUCAUAGAAACGUGCCGUUUUCACAUAUCUAGACACCGGUAUGGUGCUGGAGAUAAUGAAUAUGAGCUUGAAAAGUGCCCUUUAAGCCUACUAUUCAAUUUAUUGAAUUUUCUAAACAUUGAUUUGAAAUACAGCUUCAUUUUAGUUAUUUUCAUCAUCAAAAUGUAUUAUGUCAUAAUUUACAAGAUAUUGAGAGAAAUAGCUGAAGUUUGUAGUACCUGUUGACCAUUGUUUUGUCCUGAAGACAUUACAUUACAUAUGUGGGCAUUUGCACUUUGUGAUGAGAACGAAAUUAGCCGUUAACAAACAUGUACUGACUGUUAUAUCUCUGUUUUAGGGUUUUGUUGGACCAAAGUUAUACAAGCCUACUUGUUGGUCAGAUAUAGAUAUUUCUCUACAGUGUCUAACCCCAAAAGUGUCUAAUCUUUACACAAGACGCUCACUAUCAUUCAAAACUGUACUUGUCUUUGCUGUUAAAUUUCCUGUGGGAUACAUGUGUUAAAUGAUAUCGACUAUCUCUCUUUCAGGAAUACAAAAAAAACAGAGAUAUGUUUGAUUGCCAGUAGGCUAAUGCUUGCUUACAUGCUUACAUAAAUUCAUGGAUACUUUUUGAGUGAGCUUAUGUGGAGCAUGAAACUUACGUGGAGCAUGGAACCGAAAAUGAAAGAGUUUACUAUUUACAAAACCUUGUCCUUCACUCUGAAAAAUAACCAAACCUUGAUGUUAUAUUUGUCAUUUUGCAUUAAUUUUGUUUUGAAUCUAUAACAUUUAAGGUGCAGUGUCCCAUUGUUAGUUCUCUUUCUUGAGCUGUUGAAAAAUUCACUGUAGAAAAGACCAUUGUAACUACAUACAUUACAACCCUAUGAGCAAAAUACAUAAAAUAAAUAUGUAUUUUUGGUUGAAAGGACAUUGAAAAUACUUAUUUUUCAACAUAUUGUGCUCACUGUAAAAAUAUUUACUUUGAAUUUGCAACCUCCCCAUUGUAGUGUGCAUCAUCGACGUUCCAGUUGCUUUUGAUGAUCCUACAGCUCUUUGACAUAAUGACACAUUAUCUAUAAAAACAAUAUUUGAAUCAAUAUUUUUUUUUAUCGGGGUGACUGUGUUUACUUUUUUCUUUUUACAAUGCAUCUUGACUCGGAGGUUGGUUUUCUGUUAGAAUUUUCACAACUGCUGUAGUUUGAUUUUGUGGUUUGCUGUAUUUCAAAUGGCAUCUGUUCAUUCUAAGAAAAGGACCAAGCUUUCGUUGUGUCCCUCCUGAUGCGGCUUGCCAGGCUGUCGUGCUGUCUCCCUAGCUCUGGUCCAGGGUGUGACUGCUGCUUCCUGACACUGAGCCUCCUGAGCAGGAGGAGCGUUAGCAAUCCACACUAACACCCUGGACCAGAGCUACCGUCUCCCUAUCUGAAGUGCCAUCCUAGUUCUGCUGCUGGAAGUCGCUCUGGGUUCUUCCACUGAUUAUAUUUGUUAUAUUUUUACUGCCCUCCUUGAGGUAUAUUUGGUUCUCCGUUGUAAUUAUUGUUUCACUUUUUUCUUAAUUAUUUUAGUAAAUAAAGUUUACUUGCUACUA
Coregonus clupeaformis (lake whitefish) is the source of this 4568-nucleotide messenger RNA. Its product is annotated as cytoplasmic phosphatidylinositol transfer protein 1. Gene Ontology annotation, molecular function: phosphatidylinositol binding; phosphatidylinositol transfer activity. Gene Ontology annotation, biological process: phospholipid transport. Lineage: Eukaryota; Metazoa; Chordata; Actinopteri; Salmoniformes; Salmonidae. The record is from RefSeq and is a predicted model, not a curated record. Gene Ontology annotation, cellular component: cytoplasm.